GCCUUGUUGGCACAAGCUGGCGACGGUGUCAUCGACGCUGUGGCCAUCCACGUGGCUCGCUGGCGCUACGCCAGGACGCCCUCCAAGGCCUACAAGGUCUUCGCCGCGCAUCGCAGCGGCCCCUUUGAGGACGGCGAGGAAAGGAGCCGCAGCCUUCGGCGCGAGGCCCCGGCUGGGGCUGGCAGGUACGGCGGUAGCGGAGAGCGCCAGGGGGCGAAACUUCCGAGGGCGUCUCGGCGCUCUGAGGGGCCGCCUUCGCGGCGAGGCCGAUCGAGCCGAGGGGCGCACGGCCGCUGCGGCGGAGCACGAAUCCCAGCUCGCGGCCGCCGAUCGCGCCGACGAGGCCGGCCGCGAGCCCAGUGGCUGGGAGCUGCGGUCAGUGCUGUCGCCUUCCUCUGAGGGCGCUGCCGUUGAAGGGCGCGGCCGCGGUCGCCCGGGGGGGGGCUGGCUCUUCGCGCCGCGAUCGUUCGGCAAGCCUGCAGGGGAAGCUGGCCGCGGAGAUCCAGGGCGGAGGCCCCUCGAGCGCCAAGCGGCGUCGCUCCCGCUCGCCCGAAAAGCGGAGGCGCCGAGGGGGGAGCGGGCGUCGCCGCUCUAGCCAGAGCCUGGUUGCCGGGGUAGCAGCGGAAGCAGCUCAGGGUCGCAUUUUCACGGCGCCCGGCUCUGCGCGGGGCCGUUUCAAGCGCGCGGUGGAGAGGUGGCCGGGCGAGAUCACGCAGCGCGCGAUGGCGAAGAUGCGGGGGCACUUGCAGGGCAUCGACGUCGCGGUCGGCGACGCGGACCCAGUGUUCGCCACGUAUCUCACGAGCGUCUUCAUCCCGAGCACGAAGGGAACCCUGUCGGCGAGAAGCGACCAGGAGAUGCGCGUCCUGGCGGCGGCCGUGGAUUACGCGCUCAAGGGCGACCUCGCCCGCGCGACGGACGCGCUGGUCCAGCAGAUCAAGUGUGCGGAGCAGCUGCGCUGCGACGGCGGGAGCUGGAAGGCCGCGAGGCACCUCGGCGUGGUCGAGGAUGGCAAGGCAUCGGCAAUGGAGGACAAGGAGAAGGAGGCCAUCCACCGCGACGAGCGGUCCGACAUGAACGCCUCCAGCAGCAGGUGCAGGGCUGCCGUCGCGGCGCCGAUCGCGGACAAAUGCCUUCGGCUGGUCUCCGAGUCCCGAGGCUCCGUCGAGGGCCCCCUCGAUUGGGGGGGGGCGACGCGUCGGCCGCCUGCGGCGACGUCGAAGAGGGCAGCUCGCAGCCCCGCCGACCAUGUCGCUGGCGAGAGGUCCACGAGCCCAGUGCUCCUGGGGCCGGGGCCUGAGGUUCGCGGGGAGGAGCCCGAGAUUGCCCGCGCUGAGCUGGAUGCGCGGAUGGUUUUUCGCCCGCGAGUAGACCCCGUCCUCCGCCCCGUGACGCCCCCCUUCUCAUCCCAUUCCCCCUCCUCC
This is a messenger RNA of Prorocentrum cordatum, 1424 nucleotides long. Lineage: Eukaryota; Dinophyceae; Prorocentrales; Prorocentraceae. The record is from the annotation of a GenBank genome assembly.